Molecule: messenger RNA, 984 nt
Organism: Dovyalis caffra
Lineage: Eukaryota; Viridiplantae; Streptophyta; Magnoliopsida; Malpighiales; Salicaceae
Source: the annotation of a GenBank genome assembly
AUGUCUUGCUCCUUUUUACUGAUUCCUCCGAAAUUCUCGACAUUGAAUAGCUACAGUAAAGACAUAAACUCAACUACUUUGUUGGGUUUCUCUUCUUUUUCUUGCUUAAAGAAUAGAAGAAGAUCCAAUUCCAAUGCCACUUCUAUUUCCAGAGGAAGAAGUGUUAGCUGCAAAUGUCAGUUGACAGAUCUUGCUCCUGUAACCUCUGCUGCCUAUGGUGUCAUUCUUCUUGGCGGUGGCCUCUUUGCCUUCAGUAAAUCAGGAAGCAAAGGAUCGCUAUUUGGAGGGUUGACAGGGGCUGCUCUCAUGGGAACGGCUUGCCACCUACUUGAUGGUUCAUGUUCUGAACUUCAAAAACCCUCUGGAACUGCAAACCAUGGUCUGUCCCAAAUUAUGGAUUGCACUGCCGAAAUUGACCGCCCAAAGUAUAACAUACGCGCUAUCCAUGGUGAAACGAGGAGAUGGAAUCCCACUUCUUCUAUGCCUACAGUAGGAAGCAUUCUCCAAAUCAGUAGUGUGCCUAGAGUUGAUGGUGUCAGUGAUUGGUCUGUUGAAUUUACUGGCCAAGAAAUAUUUGCAGCACGGAAGCUAGGAGCACUCCAAGAACAGGAACUAUUCUCAAUAAAUGCCUUAUCCAGAUUAGAUUCUGCUUUUGGUUCCGCAGAGGAUGAGAAGAUUAGAGCAAACUUGCGUGGGCACCUUUUAAGUGCUGUUGUUGCUGUAACAGCUUUGCUCAAAGACGGUGCUUACUUUCUAAUGCAAGCUCCAGAGACAAAAGCUAUUGGUGAUUCCCUUGGGUUUGGAUCAGCCUUCCUAUUCUCUUCUGUGUUUGGAAUACGAUUGGCAGCUACCAAAAAGCUGAUCCCUUCUGGUCUUCUGCUAGUGUAUGAGCUUGUGUACCUUCCCCAGAUUUUCGUCAAUACAGUUUUCAUGAUCUAUAUGAAAAGUGUCUUUAAUCCAAAUUUGUAUUCUGAGUUUAUCUAG